AGAUGUUCUGUCAGUAGAUGCUUUUAUUUUGCUGCAUUGCAUAAAUAGUACUAUGAUAACAGAGCUUGUAGUAUGUGGUUAAAGAUGUAAUUGCAUACUGUUGUGUUACAUCUAGAGAGUAAUUUUGACCGUUAGGCAGAAUAUUGGAGCGGCAUGUCAAAUGCUGCCUCUGUGUGUUGCUAGCAGGACUUUGUAUUCAGGAGAGCCAGUUUGGUAUAGAGAUGUAGGAACUUGUGUGAAGUGUACAGUGCUCAAUGAUUCAAACGCCAUAACCUGUCCACUCGCUGGUGUAAUCACCAAAUGUAGUCGCAGUACGUCACAAAAUCCCUCGCCUUCAUCAUAUACCACAGUGCAUCAGCUCAAUGCCUCCCGUGCUCACCGGUGGAACAAAAAGUACCGGCCUUAAUGCGGACCAAUUAUUCUGUUUGUGUCACUGAGCAUUGCAGUUGAUUAGUGCACUGUUUCUACUACAGUAAUAUGCGGAUCAGGUAGGUCUACAUUAUCGCAUGUUUUUAUGAAAAUCACGGCAAUUCUUGAAUGCCAGGCGCAUUAUUCUAGUUCCAUAAAAUGUGUGACACAUUGGAUCAUGUUCCGGUGCCUCUUGUGGCUUUGCAGGUUUCCUGCCAUCGGGAUCCGUGGAUGAGUACCUGUCGCUCGUGUCUGUGCGUGGCCAGCAGCAUUCCUGCCGGCAGUGCACUUAUGUGACCAAGUACAAGUACAACAUGAACACACACCUGCGCACACACACAGGCGAGCGCCCCUUCAAGUGCCACCUCUGCCCAAGCGCAUUCACCACAAGUUCCAACCUGACACAGCAUCUGCGUAUCCACACAGGCGAGCGCCCCUACCAGUGCCGCCUCUGCCCGAGCGCAUUCACAACGAGUUCCAACCUGACACAGCAUCUCCGCAGCCACACAGGGGAAUGUCUCUUUUUCUGCGUCUACUGCGAUGCAUCCUUUUUGCGGAAGGACCACCUUGCUAGCCACAUGUCCUAUCACACGGGAGAGAAGCCCUUUCAUCAAAUUUGUGACGCAUUGUCUACAUCACGUUCCUGUGCUUCUUCAGACUUUGCAGGUUUCUUGUCAUCAGGCUCCACGGAGGAGCACCAGUUGCCCGCGUGUGUGCAUGGCCAGCUGCAUUCCUGCCAGCUGUGCGCACACGCAGCUGGCUGCAAGGCACAGGUGAAGGCACACCUGUGCAAGCACACGGGCGAGCGCCCCUUUCAGUGCCACCUGUGCCCGGCCAAAUUCACUUGGAAUUCCCACCUGACACAGCAUCUGCGCAGCCACACGGGCGAGCGCCCCUACCAAUGCCAUCUGUGCCUGGACACAUUCACUCAAAGUUCUGCCCUCAAGCGGCAUGUGCGUAGCCACACAGGAGAACGCCCCUUUUCCUGUAUCCACUGUGAUGCAUCCUUUUUACGGAAGGACCACCUUUCUGUCCAUAUGUCCCGUCACACAGGAGAGAACUGUGAAUUUGCAGGUACCCUGCUGUCAAGCUCCCGGAAGCAAUACGAGUCGCUUGUGUCCAUAGAAAGCCGGCUGCAUUCCUGCCGGCUCUGCGCUUACAAGUGCGAGAACAAAUGUGACAUGGUAAAACACCUGCGCACACACUCGGGCGAGCGCCCCUUCAAGUGCCACUUCUGUCCCAGCUCAUUCAAAACAAGUUCCAGCCUCACGCCACAUAUGCGAAGCCACACAGGAGAGCGUCCCUACAAGUGCCACUUCUGUCCCAGCUCAUUCAAAAGAAGUUCCAGCCUCACGCUACAUCUGCGAAGCCACACAGGAGAGCGUCCCUACCAGUGCCACCUUUGCCCAGGUGCAUUCACUCAGCGUCCCCACCUGCAAAAGCAUCUACGCAGCCACCCAAGAAAGCAUCCCUUUUCCUGCGUGCACUGUGGUGCAUCCUUUUUGGAGAAGGGGAAACUCUUGAUCCACCUGUCCUGUCACACUGGGAAGGAGCCCUAAAGGUGGUUCUAGCUGCCUACCGGAUCAACUUUCCAGUGCCUGCUGGUGCGCUUGCGCUCCCCAGUAUCCAACCGUAUCGCCGUGGGCUUUCAUGGACGGGAUUCUGACGUGGCUGUUGACGAUGCACUACUGUCCUUGGAUCUGCGCAUGUGCUUCACUGCCAGCCUGGCUAUAUAAGUUUCCCUGAAGCAACUUCAUUCAGCGGCAGCGGCAGCCGUGUGGCAGCAGUUACAUCUCUGACUGUGCCUUUGUUGACUUCACAAGUGGUUCUAGCUGCCUGCCGGAUCAACUUUUUAGUGCCUGCUGGUGCACCUGUGCUCAUAAGUAUCCAGCUGUAUCGCCGUAGGCUUUCACUGAUGGGAUUCUGACGUUACUGCUGACGGCGCACUACUGUCCUUGGAUCUGCGCAUGUGCUUCACUGCCAUCCUGGCUAUACAGUCAACGUCCGAUUUUUCGGACCCCCUGGGGUCGCGAAAACAUCCGAAAAAUCUGGUAAUCCAAAAAAAUGAAUGCUCGCAUUUUAUGCCCCUACGGGCUCAAAUCGCCACAGGCAUGUCAGCAAUAGUUCCAAGGGCCUGGCAGUAUAGUUAUUAGCCGUAUCGGGGCCUGUACUAUGAUAUGAGACGGCAGGUUCCCGCGUGUAUAAUUAAGGAAAGCACACCUUGGCCCCUGGCUGUUGCCCCUUCCCACAGUUGAUAUGCUUCGCCGCAAUACAUCGCGUAUGCUUCACCGCGUAACAAUGUUGUAUUAAGGCGAAGCUGACUUUCGGGAACCGGUAUCAUGCAACGCGCCAUGCUUUCCAAGCUUCAAAUAUUGGCGAGAAUUACAAAGGCAGAGUCGGCGCCAUUACUAACAGCGGCGAAUUGUUUUAAUGAAAUACAUGCCACCGAACAGUAAGAAGCUUGGUAGUGAACGUCGAAGUAGCUAGGCCUAAUGUUGCCGUGGUGACUCCCAGUGUAUCUGCGUGUGAAAGCGCCGGUUCGAGGCGCCGAGAUAAUCAAAAUGGCGGUGGUGGUGGCUUCGGUUAAUGCUGUUUCAGACCUGUGGACUGCGGUCCUGUUAAAAAGUCCGCAAUAUCGAAUGGCGAAGGUUUUUCGCGUCUGAAAUUUCAGACGUUUUUAUACAUCGACUCUAUGGUGGCACGUGACAGUGCCGCGAAGGCGUCCGAAUUAUCGGGCGUGUCCGAAAAAUUGGCCGUCCGAAAAAUCGAUCGUCGACUGUAUAAGCUUCCCUGAAGCAACUUGACUUCAUUUAGCGACAUUAGCAGUGUGGCAGUGGUUACGUCUCUGACUGUGUCAUUGUUGGCUUCACAGGUUUGUGAUCACUUGCUCUGGCUAUAUACUCUGUUAUGUAUUAUUUUUGGUUGUGGUUGUGCUGCUGCUGCUGCUUUCAGUAUUACCAUUUCGUUUUGUCAUGCUAACUGUUGCCAAAUUGUCUAAAUGUGUAGAACAGUCAGAAAAUGCUUUUAAGGAAAGACUGGAUAGCACGCUUGAGAAGGUAAUGACUACUGUCAUUUCCAAGCUUGAUUCUCAGCCUUAACUGAUCAUUAUUGGCCUGAAGAUUGAGGUCGAGCAGUUGGAACAGUCUUGAUUACUUGAACGAGACAGUUGAGUUUCUCAGAUCUGAAAAGGAGCAAUUAACUGCAACCAACAAAUUCCUUAUUGUGCGUAACGAGGCCUUGGAAAAGUGUAUUAGUGACAUGGAACAAUACUCAUGAAAAAACGUCAAAAUCAAGGGCAUUCACUCAAGAUGAAAACUGCAUGGCUAUUCUCCAAACUAUUGCCUCUAAAAUUAAUGGCCCCGUUUCAGCCAGUGAUGCUGACACCAUUCACCGCGUUUCGUCUGGUUCUGACUCAGAGAAUUUACUGGUCCAAUUCAACUCGCGAAUGCUUAAGAACAUGUUUGUCGGGAAAGCUUGUAAAGCCUGUCUGCCUGCAAAUCACAUCGGUUUCAGUACUUCACGUGGCAUGCCUGUCUUCGUUAAUGACCACCUCACUCCUCAGAAUGAACAACUGUUCAGCAAGGCUUUGCAGCUUAAGAACUGGCUCUUUCUGUGGACUGAUGAUUGUGUCAUAAAGGCAAGGCAGUCAACAAACAGCAGGGUCUUUCGAAUCAAGAAUGAGUCUGACCUAAGGGUGUUUGCCUAAUCAACUAGUGCUUUUUUUUUUAUUCUCUUUAUCAUUAUGUUGUACAUUUCCAUUAAUGACAUUAAAUUCAUUUUUUCCCAUA
This is a messenger RNA of Dermacentor andersoni, 4196 nucleotides long. Lineage: Eukaryota; Metazoa; Arthropoda; Arachnida; Ixodida; Ixodidae. The record is from RefSeq and is a predicted model, not a curated record.